Molecule: messenger RNA, 1518 nt
Organism: Morus notabilis
Lineage: Eukaryota; Viridiplantae; Streptophyta; Magnoliopsida; Rosales; Moraceae
Exons: 2
Coding region: 111-1298 (395 amino acids)
Molecular function (GO): phosphatidic acid binding
Source: RefSeq, a predicted model, not a curated record
CCAAAAUUGUCAAACGAUAAGAAUUGAGAACAGUCCCAGAUCCGACACCCUCGUCAUUUCACCAGAAAACUUUGUCCGAAAAAGGAAAAAAGAAAAUCAUCAUCAUCAUCAUGCCGUACUAUUCGCACAGCGAGGACGCCGUCGACGCCUUCGACGAGUUCGAUCCGACGCCGUACGACGGCGGAUUCGACCUUUAUCUCACCUACGGCCGCCACCUCCCCCACUCCGACGAGACCUGCUACACUCUCCGCUCCGACGACUUCGACUACGAUCGCUCCCAGCUCUCCUCCUCCGCCGAGCCCAACGCCUACUCCGACAGCGUUCUUGACGUCGAGUACAGCAGCUAUUCCCGCCCCAAGCCACGUCCCGGUCCCGGUCCCGCACCCGCCUACGGCGGGUCCCAGUACGGAUCUGGGUAUGGUCGGACGAGUGAGUACGAGCGACCAUCGGAGGACGGAUCUGGGUACGGCGGUCGGAGGCCCGAUUCGGAUGAACCUGGUUCGGAAUAUGGAUCUGGGUAUGGAAGGACGACUGAAUACGAGAGCUCCCAGGGAGAACAUGGGUCUGGGUAUGGAAAGAAGAAUGAGUACGAGAGUUCUCAGGGAGAAUAUGGAUCUGGGUAUGGAAGGAAGAAUGAGUACGAGAGUUCUCAAGGAGAACAUGGAUCUGGGUAUGGGAGGAGGACUGAGUAUGAGAGUUCUCAAGGAGAGUAUGGAUCUGGGUAUGGUCGGAGGCCGAGUUACGGGGAAGAAGGAGGGGGAUAUGGAGGGAAGACUGAGUAUGAGAGGCCGAGUUAUGGGGAUGAGCCGCCUCCGCCUAGGAGGCCGAGUUAUGGAGAAGAGGAAGGAGGGGGGUAUGGAGGGAGGAAUGAGAGUGAGUAUGAGAGGCCGAGCUAUGGGGAAGAGCCGCCUCCGCCUAGGAGGCCGAGUUAUGGAGAAGAGGAAGGAGGGGGGUAUGGAGGGAGGAAUGAGAGUGAGUAUGAGAGGCCGAGCUAUGGGGAAGAGCCGCCGAGGAGGCCGAGUUACGGGAGGCAGGAAAGUGGGGAGUAUGAGAGGCCGGCUUAUGAGCGGCCGAGUUAUGGAAGGUCUGAGGAGGAGGAUUAUCGGAAGCCUAGUUAUGAGAGGCGUCGUAAAGAUGAUGAGGAGGAGGUGGAUCGCCCCAAGUAUGGCUAUGGCGAGGAGGAAGGCUAUGGUCGCAAGAAAUAUGGGGAUGAUGGCUCUGAUGAUGACAAUGAAGAGAAUAAGCACCAUCGCCACAAGCACCACCACCACCACCGCAAGAGUUCCGACGAUGAGUGAGGUGCAAGCAUAUCCUGUUGUGAAAUGGAGUCAUGCCAUACUUAGCUAAUAAAGGGUUGGGGCAUGUAUUCCUUUGAGUGCUGUUUGUUCUGUCCUGUUUUCAAGUAUCCUACAACUCUUUGCUAUGAAACUACCUGUCUAAAGUUAAUGCGUGAUAUGUCAUAUAUGUUCAUGCUAUAAAUAAAAUCCCAGACUUUGGUUUGGCGUGUCUUUUUUACUA